AUGCCACUUCCUCGUUCAGCGAAAGAAAUAUCAACGAGUGAUGGUGAAUGUGGUAAUUUAUUUUCUCGAGAAGAUCCUGAAAAAUUGUUUGUUGAAUUACGAGAAAUUGGUCAUGGAAAUUUUGGAGCUGUUUAUUAUGGUCGAAAUUCUGAUACAAAUGAAAUAGUUGCAAUUAAAAAAAUGUCAACAGGACGAAAACAAAAUACAGAAACAUGGCAAGAUAUUCUUAAAGAAAUUCGAUUUCUACGUGAAUUAAAUCAUCGUCAUUGUAUUGCAUAUCGUGGAUGUUAUUUAAAAGAAUAUACAACAUGGCUUGUUAUGGAAUAUUGUCUAGGAUCAGCAGCUGAUCUUAUUGAAGUUCAUAAAAAACCUUUAGCAGAAGAUGAAAUAGCUACGAUUGUAUGUGACACACUUAAUGCAUUAGAUUAUCUUCAUUCUAUGCAUCGAAUUCAUCGUGAUAUUAAAGCAGGAAAUAUUCUAUUAACAGAAGAUGCCAUUGUUAAAUUAGCUGAUUUUGGUUCAGCUUCGUUUAGUAGUCCGGCUAAUAGUUUUGUUGGCACUCCUUAUUGGAUUGCACCUGAAGUUAUUUUAGCAAUGGAAAAUGGUCAAUAUGAUGGUAAAGUAGAUAUAUGGUCACUUGGAAUAACUUGUAUUGAACUUGCUGAACGUAAACCACCAUUAUUUAAUAUGAAUCCAAUGUCUGCACUCUAUCAUAUUGCACAAAAUGAACCUCCAACAUUAAUGAUGAAUAGUGAGAAUCAACAACCAAAUUCUAAUGGUACACCAUGUGUAUAUACAAAUGAUUUUAUAACAUUUAUUGCUAUGUGUUUACAAAAAAAUCCAAAUGAUCGACCAAUACCUUCAGAAUUAUUGAAGACAUCAUUUAUAACAAGUAAAAGUAAUCGUGAAAUUUUAAUUGAUUUAAUAAGACGUACGAAAGACGCUGUAAAAGAAUUUGAUAAUAUACGUUAUCGUCGAAUGAAAAAAGUUCUUAUGGGACAUGAUGAACAAGUAAGUAUUAAUACAAGUAGUUCAUCUGUACCAAAUUCAAGUAUUAUUGAAUCAAAUGAAAUGAUUAUAAUGGAUAUGGAUAGUUCACAGAAUACACCAUAUCCAAUAUUAGAUGAUGAUGAUAGUCGUAGUAUAGAUUUUGUAUCGGAUACGAAUCAAGUUUAUCCAAGUGAUGAUGCAAGUUUAAAUUCAAGUCAAUCAAGUCUUCAACAUCCAAUAUCAAUACCAAUGAAUAGUCUUCUUAUUGGACGACAGAUAUCAACAACAUCUCAACCUUUACAUCAUCAAAUAAUAUCAAAUAUGAAUCGGCGUUUUUCAUCAAUUGAAAUGAAUAAUGAUAAUCAAAAUCCACUUCUUAAACCAUUACCACCACUUCAAAUUAAUACUGAUGAAUCGAAUUUUUCAAUAAGAAAUGAUUCCAUAGCAUCUGAUAAUUCUUCUAUUCAUCAACCAUAUCAUAUGAAUGCUCCACUGGCAAAUGAAUUUUCUACAAUAAAAACUUCACGUAUUGUUAUACGUGAACAACGUGAACAUGAUCUUGAAGAUCAACAACGUGAACAAUUCCAAGGUUAUAAACGAAUGAGACGACAACAUCAAAAACAAUUAAAACAAUUUGAAGAACGAUGUCGUACAGAAAAAACUGAAUUACGUUCAAAACUUGAACGAGAAUAUAAUACAUUUCAAGAACAAGUUAAUAUAGAAAAUAAUCGUUUAUUAGAAAAACAUCGAAAAGAAUUAUCUGAUCGUGUUAAAUAUAAUCAAAAUCAUUUAAGAAAAUUUGAACGUGAACAACAAACUGAUUUUGAUGAUGAACUUAAACGUUUUCAACAAGAACAAACUAAACAAUAUAAAAUGAAAAAAGAUACAUUUAAAAAAGAAAUUUUAGGUUCAUCAACACGUGGUAAAAAUGAAAAAGAAGAUGAAAUACGUCGUUUAAAAGAUGAUUUACAGUUAAAAUUACGUAAUGAAGAACAAACAUUAAAAACACAAAUAAUACAUGAUCAUAAUGUUCGACGUUUACAAUUAAAACGACGAAAAUUAUUAUUAUUACAUGUUCUUGAACAGAAAUUAUUCGAAGAAAAAUGUACAAAAAGUAUGGAUACAAUUAUACAACGACAUGCUUUACUUAAAAAACAUCAUGAGCAAACGAAAGAACUUGAACAUAAACAAUUAGGAAGUUUGCAUAAAAUGCGAAAUGAAUUUACUUCUAAACAACAUCAAACUGAAGUCGUUAAUUUUCAUGAAUAUAGUAAUCGUCGUCAAAAAGAAUUAGCUAAACGACAUGCAUUAAGUCAAAAACAAUUUCCAAAAAAUAUCAAAAUGAAACAGGCAGAUAUAAAACGUCAACAUAAAGAAGCUUAUAAUACUCAAACACGACAAUAUAAAGCUUUGAAAGAAAAAACACGUUUAGAUUAUUCACAUGCAUCAACAAAUAGUUCACGUGAAGAACUUGAUAUAAAAUUAAAAACACUUAAAGAUGAACAACGAAGAAAAUUUGAUUCAUUAUAUCAACGUUACGAAGAAACAAUACAAAAAAUGCUUGAUCAACAAAAUUUUAAACUUAAUACUGAUCAAGAACGUGAACGUACAACAUUAAAAGCCAUACUUGAUGAAGAUCAACGAACUUUACUUAGUUUACAAGAAGAAAGUCGUCAUAGAAUGGAACAACAACAUUCGGAUGAACGUAAACAAUUAGAACGUAAUAUUGAAGAACGAUUAAUUGAACUUAAUAAACAGAUGGAACAAGAAUUAACUGCUUAUAAUGAAGAUCGUACACUACAAUUUGCUUUACUUUUGGAAAAACAACGUCGUGAAUUAUCUCAAAUUGAUUCUGAAAUAACUACUUUAGGUAUUAAUGUGGCUGAUUUAGCUGAAUCAAUGCAAGAUAUACAUAUUUUUACUACGAAUUCAAAUGUUAAUACUCCUUCCAAUAAUAAUAAUCGGGCAUCAAUGAUCAGUUUACAACAUUCUUAUAGUUCAAAUUCGUUUGUUACAAAUACAACGAAUAAUGGUAAUGGUACAACAUCUCAUAAAUCAUUUAUUUAUCAAUUUUUGAUUAUCGACAUAUUUAUAAUGAAUAAUAAUAAUACAGAAAACAGUUCAGUGCCAUCAGCUGAGCAAACAACACCAGUUCAACAAGAAACAGUUGCAUCAGCAACAAUACAACCGACAUCGUUAGAUGGACCACCACCAGCAUAUGAAAUAACUCCAUCAUCAAAUACUAAUGACAAUGCAGAUGUAUUUACAUCAGUUGUAGCUGUCGAAGCUCCACCACCAUAUUGUCUUGUUGAUCCAAGUAAAAUUCCUAAUAGGGAUCAUUUACCACAUUACUCUCAAGUAUCACCAGUGGAAAUUAUCGAUCUUAAUGUACAUAAUAGUAAUGGAAUUGACCAACCAUCUCGUCAUGCAAAUCAUCCAGCAAUUGCUGCAUGGCUUACAACUGGUUCAAAUAUGGAUAUCGGUACAGAUUGUACAUUUCUCAUGGCUUUUGUUAUUGCUUUCUUUUUCAAUUGGCUUGGUUUUCUUGCCGUUGUUUGUCUUAUACCAUCAAUUGCAGCUCGUUUCGGUGCAAUGUCUGGUUUUGGUUUAAGUGUUGCAAAAUGGAUUGUAGUUAUGCGUUAUCAUGAAUUUAACACUCAUUCACCAUUUAUGAAUGGUCAUGGUCCAACAUCAUUACAUCGAACAACAAUGCAUGAUCCAGCACAAAAUUUUGUCUUUGCUAUUGUUUUAUUUGCUGGAUUUUUUCUUUUUAUCCGUGGUUUAAUAUCAUACAUAGCUGUUAAAAAUCGUGCCAAUCAACAAGGACAAACAGCUGAUGUUUUUACAUGGUACUGA
Molecule: messenger RNA, 3846 nt
Organism: Adineta steineri
Lineage: Eukaryota; Metazoa; Rotifera; Eurotatoria; Adinetida; Adinetidae
Source: the annotation of a GenBank genome assembly